Molecule: messenger RNA, 3500 nt
Organism: Meleagris gallopavo (turkey)
Lineage: Eukaryota; Metazoa; Chordata; Aves; Galliformes; Phasianidae
Gene: SMAD1
Product: SMAD family member 1
Biological process (GO): cell differentiation; SMAD protein signal transduction; anatomical structure morphogenesis
Cellular component (GO): heteromeric SMAD protein complex
Molecular function (GO): RNA polymerase II cis-regulatory region sequence-specific DNA binding; DNA-binding transcription factor activity, RNA polymerase II-specific; I-SMAD binding
Source: RefSeq, a predicted model, not a curated record
GCUCCUAUCGGUGCAGCCCCGCGGCCCUGUGUGUGUGACUUUGGCUUCCUCUUGCUUUAGCUGUUAUAUCUACUGAAGCAGCUCCCGCUCUUCUGACAGGACUUGCUGCACUACGAAAGGUUGUGGGACGCAGCAGGGAAUGCUUUAAAGAGAUUUUUCUGACAGGGCAUGGAGGAGUUACCAGGGAAGAAAUAUUUCUUAGCCUUAUGUUUAAACUGAACACAACAUCAGGAACUUCUGGAACCAGGCAAAGAAAACGAUUGGAACCGAAGGGAUUCAAACCAACAUAAAGAUGAACACACAUUGGAUCAGAAUCUGGGGAAAUGAGUUGAGGGAUGUUGGCUGGGUGAAAGCCAAGGUGUUUGCUACAAAGAUGAGCUUCCGUUCGGUCAUCUGUGCUACAUUCAGCCGAGCGGCGCGCAGGUCCUGCCGGCGCAGGAGGUAGCAGCGUUUGUCUGUCUUCGGGGGAGCUCCGAACCUUCGGCUGGACGCGCCUCACAGCGACUGAGAGUGCGGACCGAGAGUGCGCGGUCAUUUCAGGGGUUCUCAGCCGGAAGGCUUUAGUAUGAUGAGAAGGUCACGUCUGUCAAGGGGGAAUGUCAGCAUGGCUGUCUUGGGACAGAAGGACUGAAACAGCAGAAGCACCACAAUUAUUUGGGCAGACUGCUUUUGACUACUGAUUAAAAUCUGCCGUGCAGCUGCGGUGGAAGAACAGGACAGGCUCCCCUGCUUGGUUUGUGCUAUCCAGUGUGACCAAGUGGGGUCACCAUGAACGUGACAAGUUUAUUUUCCUUCACCAGCCCAGCGGUGAAGAGGCUGUUGGGGUGGAAGCAGGGAGAUGAAGAAGAAAAAUGGGCAGAGAAGGCUGUUGAUGCACUAGUGAAAAAACUGAAGAAGAAAAAAGGUGCUAUGGAGGAACUGGAGAAAGCGUUAAGCUGUCCUGGUCAGCCCAGCAACUGUGUCACAAUUCCUCGGUCCUUGGAUGGUCGGCUUCAGGUUUCACACCGGAAAGGGCUGCCACAUGUAAUUUACUGCAGAGUGUGGCGCUGGCCAGACCUGCAAAGCCAUCAUGAACUGAAACCACUGGAAUGCUGCGAGUUUCCUUUUGGUUCAAAACAGAAGGAGGUUUGCAUCAAUCCUUACCACUACAAGCGGGUAGAAAGUCCUGUUCUACCUCCAGUGCUGGUUCCAAGGCACAGUGAGUACAACCCUCAGCACAGCCUCUUGGCUCAGUUCCGCAAUUUGGGACAAAAUGAGCCCCACAUGCCACACAACGCUACUUUCCCGGACUCUUUUCAGCAGCCCAACAGUCACCCAUUUCCCCAUUCGCCAAACAGCAGCUAUCCAAACUCGCCUGGAAGCAGCAGUAGCACCUACCCACAUUCUCCAGCCAGCUCAGACCCAGGAAGCCCUUUUCAGAUGCCAGCUGAUACUCCUCCUCCUGCUUACCUGCCUCCGGAAGAUCAGAUGACACACGAUACCUCCCAGCCAAUGGAUACUAGCAUGAUGGCACCUGGAAUCCACCCUGAUGUACACAGAGGAGAUGUUCAGGCUGUUGCUUAUGAAGAGCCGAAGCACUGGUGCUCCAUUGUUUAUUAUGAGCUGAAUAAUCGUGUUGGGGAGGCCUUCCACGCCUCUUCCACCAGCAUCCUGGUGGAUGGCUUCACUGAUCCUUCAAACAACAAAAACAGAUUUUGCCUGGGGCUGCUCUCCAAUGUUAACCGCAAUUCCACCAUUGAGAAUACAAGGAGGCACAUUGGAAAAGGUGUUCAUCUCUAUUAUGUUGGUGGAGAAGUGUAUGCUGAAUGCCUCAGCGACAGCAGUAUUUUUGUGCAAAGUCGAAACUGCAACUACCACCAUGGUUUCCAUCCAACCACGGUGUGCAAAAUUCCCAGUGGCUGCAGUUUGAAGAUUUUCAAUAAUCAGGAGUUCGCUCAGCUUUUAGCACAGUCAGUGAACCACGGCUUUGAGACGGUCUAUGAGCUUACUAAGAUGUGCACUCUCCGCAUGAGUUUUGUAAAGGGUUGGGGAGCUGAAUAUCAUCGACAAGACGUAACAAGCACUCCAUGCUGGAUAGAGAUACACCUUCACGGUCCUCUUCAGUGGCUGGAUAAAGUACUUACUCAGAUGGGCUCUCCUCAUAAUCCUAUUUCUUCAGUGUCUUAAGGUCCCAAGCUCCUGCAUUUUGGAAACAAUUGAGCCUUGCAUGUACUUGAAGGACGUAUGAGUCAGACACAUACUCUUUUCUUUUUUCUCCCCCCCCCGGACUGGUAACAGCUGAAUAAGAGCCGUGAAAAUAAUUUACUUCUGCGACCAACUGUUGGAUUUGGGAAAAGAAAACCAACAAAACAAAGAAAAACAGAAAAUAAGCCCUUUGACGUAAUACUGUUGGUAUCAAGUACUUUAGUUUACAUAGUAAUGUUCUAUUGCUAAGUUGAUUUACAGGCCUUAUCAUAAAGGAGGCUACUGAGCCAAAACAACAAUUGGUUGGACCGACUUCACGAAGGAGUUUCUUGUAGUUGGCAUUCUGAGAUUCUCUUCCUUCUUGACAUACAGCAUCACUUUUUUUUUUCUCCACAUUGUCCUUUUGGGCUAAGAGCUAAUGUUGGUGAAACCUACUUUUAACAGGCUUUCUGCAGUAUGUUUUAAAAUCAUUAGUUGAAACUGAUGGUUAUUCUUCUCUUAAUAAGACAAAAAACAAACAAACCCCAAAACAACAAUGACCCAAACACCUAACAUAUAGUUUUAAUAUCAAUAACUUGUAAUAAUCUUGGAAAUUGUGUUCUGACCGUACUACUGUAAGAAUGUUAGGUAUGUUUUUUGGUAAAUGUAUGUAUGGUGUUUAUGAAAGAUUAGAAAUCCUUUAGACGUAGACCCAUAAAGGAAUUAGGAGUAUUUGAAUGGGGGGAAGAGGGAGCGGGAAGAGAUGACGACAACUGAAAUGUAGAAUAUAUUGUAAACAUAGGUUGUUAGUUUAAACUGAGGUCUGAGUUUUGCUGUGCAUUUCAUUUUUAUAUUGGCUUCACCUUGGUAAUUCUGACUUUUUUUUGCCUCUUCCUUUUUCUCCCAGAGCAUUUGCGCAGCUGGUUAAUUGUUUUACCUGUGAAGAGGACGAAAUGAUUAAUUCCUGCAGUUUGAAGGCUGCAGCUCUAUGUAUUUCAAGACAAAGUUGUACAGUGUGCUCUUUAACUAUAUUGAGCAGUUUUAUACAGUGUAUGUAACAGAAAUAGGCUUUUAAUUUUGUAAGAGAAUCUUGUUUUGCCAAAUCUAGGAACUUAAUUGUUUGGAGAGCUUCAAAAUCCCAAUGUGGGUCUGUUUCAAACUUCGAAAAAUAUAUAUAUUUUUAAUUUUUUUUUUACUGCUUGGUUUAUUUUCUUCUCUUGAUCUUUUAUAUUCGCGUAAGCUGUAGUACUUUAAGUACCUUUAUUCCAAACUUAGUGGGUCCUCUUUACUGGAAGUUUUGAAUAAAACCUGUUGUUACUGCUUACAUUUGAUUAAAA